AUGUUAGGGAAGCGGAUUGGGGCUAGAUUCCUAAUGUCCAGACUUGUGAGGCUAUGGUGUUUGGUAAGUUCCUAUGAGCUGAUUGAUUUAGAUAAUGGAUAUCUGCUUAUUCGAUUCCAAGAUGACAAUGAUUAUCGUCAUGUGCUGGAAGAGGGCCCGUGGAUAGUGAAUGAUCACUAUGUCAUUGUUCAACGUUGGAGGCCACUCUUUGAUCCUUAUGAUGAGGAUUUUAGGAAAGUUGCUGUUUGGAUUAGGAUUCCGGGUUUGCCCAUUGAGGUGUACAAACCUCGCCACCUAUGGAGAAUUGGGAAUUUCUUUGGUAGAACGCUGAAGGUGGAUCGAAAUUCACUUCGAAAAAAUGAAUUGGGUGAUGCUGUUAUCACAGAGAGAGGCAAAUUUGCUCGAAUUUGUGUAGAAGUUGACUUGAGAAAGAGUUUCCUUUCGAAGUUUACCAUAGGGAGCAAGAUCUAUCAUGUUGGAUAUGAGGGAUUACACCUCGUCUGCUUCAAGUGUGGCUUGUAUGGCCACAGGAGGGAUCAAUGCCCAGCGGACCAAGCUCCAGAGGUUCAGACUACCGUGGAAGAGUCCAGUAAGGGGCAAGUUGUUCCUUCCAAUGCCAAGCCUGUGAGUGAGGUGACCAAGGAGAAUCAGGGGGAAGCAUUUGGAAGCCCACCCAAAGUCUCAGGGGUGGUUAAUUCUGACAUCAGUCCGCCUGCUGUAUGUUCUCCUCCAGCUAAAGUGACUGAUCCUAGGAUCUGUGUGGCUGUUAAGGAGGAAGCUCUUUCUGGUGAGAAAGCUCAAAAGAGCUUAAAAUCUCCUGAUCAUCCGGCAAAGAGGAAUGUAACUAGGGAUCCUAAGGAGCGAGCCAAGAUCCAGCCCAAGGCCAUUCUAAAGAAGCCAGGUGUUGAGAAUAUUCCUCUGAAUGCUGGGAUUGAGGGCCAACCCAAAGGGACCAGUAAAUUCAGGAUUAGAAGUAAAGGGACCUUGGAUGUAAGAGAUUUUGUUGAGGAUGGGAACAGCAUGGCAGCUAAGAAGGGCUUGAGUGUAGCUGGGCAGAAUUCCCUGGGGAUUACUUCUCCUAAACAAGGGGUAGGGAAGAGAAGCUUCCCUCCCCUUAUUAGAGAUCUAAAUAACAGGUUUAAAGUCAGUGUUUUGGUUUUGCUGGAGGUUAGAGUUGGUGGAUCUAGAGGUGAUAGGAUCAUCAACCAAUUGGGGCUUUCGAGCCAUUUCAGACAGGAUCAUGUGGGUUUCUCAGGGGGUGUGUGGUUGCUCUGGGAUGAGAAAAAGGUGAAACUGGAUGUGUUACAGACUCAUCACCAAUUUGUGCAUACAAGGGUUCACUAUCUUGACUCUCUGAAGACUGACUUCAUUACAUUCAUCUAUGGUAAUCCUAGGAGACUUGAGAGGAGAAUCCUUCGGGAAGAAUUAAUUUCCAUAAGCCUCUUGGUGGACAUCCCUUGGCUGUUGAUGGGCGAUUUUAAUUCCAUUUUAUCUUGCUCUGAGAAGAUAGGAGGUAAGGAGAUCUGUUGGAGUAGUAUGUCUGAGUUGCAACAGUGUCUUUUUGGGUGCAAUGUUUCUGAUUUGGGUUUCAAAGGACCUGAUUUCACUUGGAAGAGGGGUAGACUCCAAGAACGUUUGGAUAGAGCCUGUGCUAAUGAAGAAUGGAACCUAGCCUGGCCUAAUAGAUUUGUAUCUCAUUUGCCUUUCUUUGAUUCGGAUCAUAGAGCUAUUCUGGUGGCAAAUGGUGAUGAGGCUAGGCCUAGGGAUUACUCUAGAAGCUUCAGAUUUCUUGCAGCUUGGCUCACUGUCCCAGAGUUCGGUAAUCUGGUCAAGGAUAGUUGGGAGAAUAAUGAGGGGUGA
Molecule: messenger RNA, 1860 nt
Organism: Gastrolobium bilobum
Lineage: Eukaryota; Viridiplantae; Streptophyta; Magnoliopsida; Fabales; Fabaceae
Exons: 3
Coding region: 1-1860 (619 amino acids)
Molecular function (GO): nucleic acid binding; catalytic activity; zinc ion binding
Source: RefSeq, a predicted model, not a curated record